Ostreococcus lucimarinus CCE9901 is the source of this 2658-nucleotide messenger RNA. Its product is annotated as ClC family transporter: chloride ion channel. Lineage: Eukaryota; Viridiplantae; Chlorophyta; Mamiellophyceae; Mamiellales; Bathycoccaceae. Gene Ontology annotation, cellular component: membrane; intracellular membrane-bounded organelle. Gene Ontology annotation, biological process: chloride transport; transmembrane transport. The coding region runs from base 1 to 2610 and encodes 869 amino acids. The transcript has a single exon. Gene Ontology annotation, molecular function: voltage-gated chloride channel activity. The record is from RefSeq and is a predicted model, not a curated record.
AUGGCGGCGUUCGAGUCGCACGAUUACGACCCGAUCGAUAACGAUCUCGAGGAGGACGCGCUGCGGGGACGCACGCGAGAAGACUAUAAACGCGAGCGAGCGUGGAAGUGGGCGACGAGCGUGAUGAUCGGUGCGGUGAUGGGAAUCGUGGCGUUCGUGAUCGAUGGAUUGGUGGAUAAGCUGAAUUUGUUUCGGUACGGGGUGAUCGGAGAUAAGGUUGGGACGGACGGAUACGCGCGGUUCGUCGCGUGGUUGCUGCACGCGGUGGUGAGCUGCGCGUUCGCGGCUGUCGCGGGAGGGCUGGUGUCGUACGUGGAACCGCUCGCCGCGGGAUCGGGGAUCCCGGAGUUGAAGACAUACUUGAACGGCGUCCACCUCAAGGGGCUUUUGCGGUUGAAGACGGUGGUGGCGAAGCUGGGGGGGAUUUCGUUUAGCAUCGGCGCGGGAUUAAUCGCGGGCAAGGAGGGACCGUUCGUGCACGGAGGUGGGUUAGUCGGGGGUGGGUUGAGCGCGUUCGGGUCAAACACGCUCGGCUUCAAAUUGAAAUAUCCCGCGUGGUUCCGAGAUGAUCGACAUAAACGGGACUUUGUCGCCAUCGGCACCGCCACAGGCGUGGCGGUGGCGUUCGCCGCGCCCAUCGGCGGCAUGUUGUUCACCGUGGAGGAGGGUGCGAGUUUUUACAACUCGGACAUGUUAUGGCGCGGGUUUUUAGCGACGUGCACGGGCGUGCUCACGAUGCACUGGCUUGAACAGCUCGAUUUCGACGCCGGAGACUUCGCGCGCGCGCGGUUCGGCACCCAUCGCGACUUUGGAUUGUACACGGACAGCGAGGCGGAUUACUCAAAGAAUUAUUGGUGGUACUUUUGGGAGGUACCGAUUUUCAUCGCCAUGGGUGUGUGCGGUGGUUUACUCGGCGCUGCGUUCGUGAACUUGAACGUGAAAAUCACGCAGUGGCGCGCCAAGUACAUUCCCGUGACGGAUCGGAGAAAGCGCUUGCUCGAAGUGAUCGCCAUUGCGGGGAUCACGUCGACGCUAUUUUUCUUCUUCAUGUCCGUGUCGCCGUGUAAGGAUAUCCCUCUGCCGUUGCGAGCUGGGACGGCGGACAGUCUCGACGACAUGUCCAAUUCGAGCUUUGAGUACGGGGUGGAGACGAGAGACGAGAUUCGCAACGAUUUCUUCAAGCAGCUGUAUUGCCCGGAUGGUCAAUACUCGGUGUACGGGCAAUUAUUUUACAACCCACUGGCGACGUCGUUCAAGUUUUUGCUCCAUCUCGGCGAAGUCGGCGAGUUUGGCGGUGACAGUGCGCACCCUUUCCCGAUCGGUGCGUUGAUAUGGUACUUCCUCUUGACGUUCUGUUUGAUGACGGUGACGUACGGCAUCGGAGCCCCGACGGGGCUCUUCGUGCCGUCGCUCGCCGUCGGGGCUUCUUUCGGUCAACUCUGCGGACGCGUGGUGGCACACAUCGCCGCUUCGCGAGGAAGCGAUGUGAAGAUUAACUUGCACGCCUACGCCAUCAUCGGCGCGGCGGCAAAUCUCGGCGGGGCGACGAGAAUGACCAUUUCGAUCACCGUUUUAGUCAUGGAAACGACGGGUUCGAUGCAGUUAAUUAUUCCACUCAUGUUGACGAUUUUCACCGCCAAGGCCGUGGGUGAUCGAUACGGGCACGGCAUUUACGACACGCACAUCAAAAUCCGCGGAGCGCCGUUCUUGGAAGAGCCCGAGCUCGCUGGACCGACUGGAGACAAGCUUCGAGUGAACGAAGUCAUGAGCGACGAGUUGGUGACGCUUCAGCCCGUGAUGCGCGUGAAGGAUUUGCUACAGAUCCUCACUCAAACCCCGCACGGGGCGUAUCCAGUGACCGAACACCCGCCCGCGUACGCGGGCGAAGAUUUCGAGCUGCACGGCUCCAUCACGAGGAAUCUGUUGCUCAAGAUGCUCCUGCACAGAAUUUCCUUCGUCGACGCGAGCGGCGGUGGACGCGUGGGCGGAGACAAUCUGUUCACCAACCCGCGCGAACGCGACGAUUUGCUCGAGCAAUUGAAGCAAAUUCCGUUCAAAGUGCCGAGCGCGCGCGAGGUGGCCCAUCGCGUGUCGGAAGAAGACAUUCGCACGAUGUCCGUCGACUUGCGAAGUUUCAUGCAGCGCCACCCGUUCCUCGUGCACGCCGACGCGCGCGUCAGCCGCGCCUACCGUCAAUUCCGAACGAUGGGUUUGCGUCACAUGUACGUCAUGCCUUCCCGCCCUCGCGUCGUCGGCUUGCUCACGCGCAAAGACAUCAUUCAAGAGCGCACGAGCCUGACGUUGGGCUUGUACGCGCGCGGCUUGGCGCGUCCGCCCGCGCGACCCGUCUCCCGCACGUCGGAGCCCCCCCACGACGCUCGCGACGCCGCCGUCGCGUCCACCGCCACCGCCCUCACCCCGAGCGCCGCCAUCGACGACGACGACGACGCCAAGCUCCCCUACAUUCCCUACUACGCCAACAACUCGGCGACGACGGACGACGGCGACGACGCCGCCGCGAGCGCUCGCGCGUCCCACGCUUCCGACCUCGACGCCGCGCGCGCGUCCAACCCAUUCAUCGACGCCGCGUCGACGCUCCGUCGUCGAUGAGCGUCGAGAAUAGCGCGCAUCAGCAUCGUUGUAACGCCGCGCGUUCGC